AUGGUGGCCCUGUACGAUGCCUUUGGCUUUCCCAUUGUGCGCGACCAGCUCAUCGCCAACACGGUGCUGGUCGCCUUGGCCACUCUUGCGGUGCUUCUCCGGUUCAUCUCGCGGCAUAUCCGGAAGAGUAAGAUCUGGUGGGACGAUGGUUGCUGUGUAGGGUCCAUGCUGCACACAUACGGCAUGCUGGCAAUGCACUACCACUACGCUCGCGUCGGGAUGCGCAAGCACGUCACCGAGAUCCCUCCCGAGAACCUGGUGGCCAUGCUCAAGAUGCUGAUCGUCUACCAAGUCGUCUACUACAACGCCAUGGUCCUCGCCAAACUGAGCUAUCUCUUCUUCUACCUCCGCAUCUUCGUCACAAAGGGCUUCCGCAUCGCCGCCUGGGUCUGCAUGGGCUGUGCCUGUGCCUACUGGACCGGGAGCAUGCUCCAGAUCUUCUUCAUCUGCCAGCCCUUCCAGAAGAACUGGAACCCCACGCUACCGGGCCACUGCGCCAGCCAGAACGUGGCCUUCUCGACCAUCGGCGCCUUCAAUCUCAUCACGGACGUCAUGAUCAUGGUGUUGCCCCUGCACUUCAUCUGGAAGUUGCAGAUGAGCACUGCGACCAAGCUGGCCCUCUACGGUAUCUUUGGAUUGGGUCUUUUUAUCUCCGCGAUCACCAUCAUCCGCAUCCGCGUCCUUACCACCGUCGACUUCUUCGAUCUCCCAUACUCGAUGAUCUGGGCUGCGUUUUGGAGCGUCACCGAGCCGGCCCUGGCCAACUUGAACGCGUGCGUGCCGAUGCUCCGACCCGUCUUCAAGGCCGCGUUCCCGACCCUGUUUGCCAGCCGCAAAAUGUACUCUACGCAGCCGGGGUCUGGAGCCUCCGGGAUCAAGAACAAAGCUUUCAAGCGCAUGAACGAGGUCGAAAGUGACCUUCAGCUGACGAAUCUUACGCAGUUGGAGCCGGUUCGAACAAGCCGCGAGGGGAGAAUAUCGGAACAUGGCGACGACGGGUCGCACGAUGAUCGGUCCCAGGAUGGCCGUUCGCAGGAUGAGUCGACCCAUGUCCCGAGGAGUGUCAUUGUGAACAGGCCUUGGACUUAG
Aspergillus fumigatus Af293 is the source of this 1089-nucleotide messenger RNA. RefSeq lists its product as uncharacterized. The record is from RefSeq and is a predicted model, not a curated record. Lineage: Eukaryota; Fungi; Ascomycota; Eurotiomycetes; Eurotiales; Aspergillaceae.